This is a messenger RNA of Pezoporus flaviventris, 4537 nucleotides long. RefSeq names its product fucosyltransferase 4 (gene FUT4). The record is from RefSeq and is a predicted model, not a curated record. The transcript has a single exon. Gene Ontology annotation, cellular component: membrane. The coding region runs from base 16 to 1098 and encodes 360 amino acids. NCBI's taxonomy places the organism in Eukaryota, Metazoa, Chordata, Aves, Psittaciformes, Psittacidae. Gene Ontology annotation, molecular function: alpha-(1->3)-fucosyltransferase activity.
CAGCGGGCGGCCUGCAUGGAGCCGGCCCCGCGCCGCCGCCCCGCCGGCCAGCCCGGUUGCCCGCGGCGCUGCCGCGGGCGGCGGUGGGCGCUGGCGGCCGGUGUGCUGGGCGCCGCCGCCGCCCUCGCCCUGUACGCCCGCCUGCCGGAGCCGGGGCCGCCGCAGGCGGCGAGGGGAGCGCAGGCCGGCGGCGAGGUGACCGUGCUGCUGUGGUGGGAGCCCUUCGGCCGCCCGCGGCGCAUGGCCGACUGCCACCGGCGCUACAACAUCACGGGCUGCCGGCUCAGCGCCGACCGCAGCAGCUACGGCGAGGCGCAGGCGGUGCUCUUCCACCACCGCGACCUGGCGCUGCACGGGGCAGAGGGGCUCCCCCGAGGGCCCCCGCCGCGGCCGCCGCGGCAGCUCUGGGUGUGGAUGAACUUCGAGUCGCCGUCGCACUCGCCCGGCCUGCGAGGACUGGCCGGUCUCUUCAACUGGACCAUGUCCUACCGGCGGGACUCGGAUGUAUUCGUGCCCUAUGGGUACCUCUACACCCCGCCCGCGCCCCGGCCCUUCGUCCUGCCCCGCAAGACGCGGCUGGUGGCCUGGGUCAUUAGCAACUGGAACGAGGAGCACGCCCGCGUGCGCUACUACCGCCAGCUGAAGGAGUACCUCGCCAUUGAUGUAUAUGGGGCAAGGGGGCUGACGCUGUCCGAGGGCGGCGUGGUGGAGACCGUCUCAGCCUACAAGUUCUACCUGGCCUUCGAGAACUCCCAGCACACCGACUACAUCACUGAGAAGCUCUGGAGAAACGCCUUUGCCGCCAGCGCCGUGCCCGUCGUCCUCGGACCCCGCAGGGCUAACUACGAGCGCUUCAUCCCCCGCGACUCCUUCAUCCACGUCGAUGACUUCCCCAGCCCCCGGCUGCUGGCCACCUACCUGAAGUUCCUUGAUAAAAACAAGCCCAACUACAGGAAGUAUUUUGCCUGGAGGAAGAAGUACGAAGUCCACGUCACCUCCUUCUGGGAUGAGCAUCUCUGCAAGGUUUGCAAGGCCGUGAAGACAGCCGGGAAUCAAAUCAAGACUGUACGAAACCUGGCCAGCUGGUUUGAAAGCUGACGUUCCUGGAGGAUGAGGUUUGCCUGGGCAGCCUGUGCCGGCAGUGGGCUGCACCAAGGCGUAGGGAAGGAUGGUUCUCAGAGAUCGUUAACUGAGGUAGUGCACAGAAGUUGUCAUCAGCAAGAGAAGCUACAGGUAAACAAGCUGUGAAAAGCCUGCAAAAGGAAGAUCUUUAUUAAAGUGCAAAAUUAUGGAAGGACAAAGAAACAUCGGGCAAGAUGAUUCUUCAAGAGCAAAGCUGAAUCUCCAGAGGUAGUACAGAUCUGAAGCCUUUACAUUUGUGCGCAGCUUGACGUAACUGACUGAUGCCAAAUUCUUCAGCUGUACAUCUGCAACCAAUUUCGUCGGCUGUGACAGCUUCCUGGACCAUUUCUUCUGCUUACAGAGGAUACGUGAUCAGCGCUGGCCUUCUGUAUUCCAAGGACAAAAGUGAAUAUUUUUAACCAGUGAUGCACGUUAUGCACGUGAAAGCUGUUUGCAGACAAAUUCUGAGCCACAAGUGUUGAAUGUAAGAAUGUAAUGAUACAGUAGCACUUUUAAGCAAUGUUUGAAAUUGCAGCAGCCAACUAAUAAUGCUUUGAGCCAAAUAAUAAUUCCAUUUAGGAAAAAGUGCAUGGGGAGGGUGGAUCCGAGUGGAACAAACAGCUCAGAUGAUGUAGAGUGUUUCUUCCACUGCCUACCCAAAACAUGGUCACAUUUAUCCUGUAUGAAGGUGGAGAAGAACCUUAAGUACAGGAAAUGAUAGACUAUAGAAAGAGUCGGAACAUUUCCAACCAUUCCUUUAUUCAGGAAUUAGAAAAUGUUUACAGGAAUCUGCAUUUUUCCCUGCAAAAUUACUGCCAUAUAGGAAAAAGCAGGGAAAGGCUCAGAACCAUGGGAGUUUUAGUACUAUACUGAGUAUGUGUACAGAAAGGCUAACUCAUUUCUCCAGUAUCAGUAGACAGUCCUGGUGUGUUGCGAGUGUUUUGGUUGAUGGCACGCAUUUGUAGCAAUUCUGCCAGGUGACAGACUACUCAGAGCGCUUCUUUGCUGUUUGUACAAUAAUAGUUACCAAACCCUCCCCAAAAUCCUCCAGUCCCAAAUCACUGCCUUUUGAAAAGAAAAUUACUGUAGAGAAUAAUAUCUAGACUGUUGGUAUAAUACAGAUUGUGUGAGGAAAGAGUAUCCAAAGGGAACGAUUCACUACUUGUUUUCCUUUGGUUUUGAGUUUUUUUUUCUGGCUCAGUUUUUUUAAUUAAUAAAUAGGUUCCUUAGGCAAAACUUCCUUCUGUCAAUACCUACAGGGAACAUUGAUGGUGAUUAUUCCCUUUCAGACUCUGACAUUUUGCUGGAGUCUUCCUGGUAGUAGGUGUAUGGUUACUUUUUGGUUAUAUAUAAUCUUGCUUGAUGACAUCCAGAGAGAAACUUCAGUUGCGAUUACAGUUCCUCAGGAAGCUUAGCCUUCCCUGCCCAUCGCAAUUGUAAUGUUUGGUGACAAAAAAUGAUAGCCCACAAAAGUCCUGCACAAAGGACUAUGGGAUUUGUCCAGCUCCUAUUUAAGGAGCUGGAUAACCCAUGGAGUUAUCCAGAGACUUCACUCAGAGUAAAAUCAUGGGCACAGAACAGGUGGGAAAAGAAGGUUGGUUACAAGCACAAGGUGUGCAUCAGAACAGGUGAGUUUACUGGCAUUUGUGAGUCAUAUUUAAGUUAGAACAGGAUUACAUUUGCCUUAAGCAGUAAGAGAUGUUGGAUAGGUGCUUUUAUGAGAUAGCAGCUUACUGUAAUUCAUUUUAAAUUAGAUGUUCCCCUUGAGUAGGUAAGCAUGGAACCAAGGAUUACUGAAAAGAAAAAAAACCCCAAACCUAUCAAAGCCUCAAGCCCCCUAAUAAUAAUGAAGUUCAUUAAUAAUUUGCACAGAUUUACCAGAUCAGAUCUCGCUGGCUUCUAUGCUUAUUCCAUCUGCCUUUGCUGAAGGAAGGAUGGCUGAAAGUACUUUGUGAACCUUUCUGUUGUUAAUGGCAGAUUCACUGUAGAAAUUUGAUUGGGAUAGAAGUAAGACAGCAUGAUGUGGAGUGUAGCAGGGAUGGUCCCUGGUGCUGCAUUUUCACUUGAACAGGUCUUAAGUGAUUAAAGCAAAAGCAUAUUCUUCAUUGCAUGCUCAUCUGUUUCUCUAACAAUGGUUACUACUCCCAUAAGAUUGGUUCUGAUAAUAUAAAAAGUGUGAUUUAAGUGUAGCGUCAACAGUAAUAGCUGAGUGUUGGGAUCAGAGAAUCUGUCUGCGUUUGAUUUACCCUGUUAUACUGUUCAGUUUUUAUCACAGUUUAUAGAAUUAUAGAAUGGUUUGGGUUGGAAAGGACCUUGAAAUCAUCCAGUUCCACACCCCUGCCAUGGGCAGUUCACAUAAAUGUAUACAAAACCCAGGUUUUAAAAGUGAGCUGAUACUGAAGAUCACACUACUUUGCACCAGUCUGCUGAAACUAGUGCAUUUUUUCCAGUCCUCCUAAAUCUUUAAGCAUUUUCUGAAAGUUUCCAGGCACACAGUUCUGUGUAAUCAUUAGUAAUGCCUCAGGCAGGAGAGCGAGCUCCAGGAGCAUGGGAAUUUCCAGAGAUCACAACCCAUGCUUUUUUCCUCCUCCUAAGAAAAACAUUUGAAAUCUUUGAUGAACUCGAGGUUUGUAACAUUCAGAAAAGACCUAUGCAAUAAUUAAAGCAUCGUGUUUGAAUAAGGUGAUCUCAACUGUGCUGUAUUUGUAUGUGCUGCAUUGAGUAAUUUCAGGAAUUGUAUAAUGAAGACUGCAGUCCUGUAAUAAUUAUUGCAGAGCACUUGUGCUGGGAGAGAAGAAACCUCUUGUUUCAUCAGCCUUGUGUGACCGUUGCACAUUUUUCCCUUUAGACUGGGGAGAAAAUUCAGCCCUUGCAGCUUCUUAUAAGUCAGUAAUACAGCAUCUCUAUAAAUCUACUUUGGUUUCUGGCUCACCCACUCCACUGGCUAAUAGUGUACUCAUAAACUAAGGGCUGGCUUUUGUCAUUUACUUUAUAUUGCUCAAGUACAGUGAUGAAUAAAAAGUUUGCCUGAGCAAAUUGGAUUGUAGAUAAGGUACCAGUCUCCACAAGGUAUUGAAGGUGAUAUAUAUAAUCCGUCUGUAAAAAUUAAGUAAAGGGAUUUUAUGUUUUAAGUAAAAAAACCAUUUUGAAUACAUUUUUAAAAAGUGGGUGUUUUUCCAUGCCUUAAAGUAUUGUGGUGGAGGGAGAGAAAGGAAGAUGAUCACCUUCUGGUUUUUAUAAGGUGAAGAAAUGGUAUUCCUUUUUGAUUGUGGUGGAAGUGGAAUAGAGAAGCACAUGAUCCUUUAAGUUACAUGUUGUAUCUCAGGGAAUUUUAUACUGUAAUGUCUCUUAAUCUUCAUAGAAUGAAGUAACUUUGUAUUAAUUAUUCAGUUUGACACUCAAUAAAAUUCAAGGA